UACCUUGACAGUACGGUUCAAUCGAGGAGCGCAGCAAGAAACCGACAGACGCUCAGCAGCUACCUGUCACUAUAAGAUGGGACAGACAAACACGCGUAUCUCCUUUAUUAUGUAGUUUCUGUUUUUGUGUCAUUUCCCUAAGCUGGCCUCAAUUCUUUUUUUUUUUUUUUUACAUCUUGUUUUCCUUUCACAACUACAUUCUAGGAUGGACAACCUGCAAUUUCUAGGGAAGGAUAAAACUGGAGAGCCUUUAUGCAUCGCAAGGCAUAGAGCUUCGUUGUAGAUUUCAGUGUAGAACAAGAAAAAAUCAUGGAGUAAUUAGUGCACCGGCACUGUGCGUGUGGACUGUAUGAUGAAGUACGGACCGGUGGUUCUAACUGCUGGGCUCACUGGUUUGCUCAGUUUUGGUCUCCUCGCUGUGGCAAUUGGGACUGAUUACUGGUACAUAAUUGAUGUGAAUAAACCCAACUGCACAGGUCCAGAUGACUUGAGUUCACACUCUGGACUAUGGACAAUUAAUGAAGGAGCAAACAGGAGUUCAGUGAUCCCCUCUUUCACAGCAAAUAUGUCCAGCCUGUCAGAGGCUGAGAGGCAUCUUCUUGGCUUGCAUAAAGUGGUGGUGAUCUUGUUGCCUCUGAGCCUGGUCCUGCUGGUGCUAGGCUGGAUCUUUGGACUUGUCAGUUCACUGGCCUGCAGUCCUAAGCUGCUGGCUGCAUCGGCAUGCUACUUCCUCUUCUGCAGUCUAUUCACCCUGUCUGGAGUCAGCAUCUACAUCAAAUACUCAAAUCAGGCCAUGGAGGAGUUCCAGCGAAUCGUGUCCCCGGAGAAUCUCGUCUAUGUGGAUGUGUCCUUUGGCUGGUCCUUAGCCACAGCCUGGCUCUCCUAUAGCUUGGAGGUAGCGACUGGCCUGCUACUCAUGCUGGCUGCCAGAAUCAUUCAAAUGAAGGGGCAUUAUGACUCUGGUGUAGCCAUCGCCAUGUUAUAAACUGACAUCUUCUGGUGCCCGAGUAAAACUGAAAGGUCACAUUUUGUUGUUUUUUGAAUGCAGUUGUUAUCAUUUAUUUAUUUAUGGUGCUGGGUCAAAACAGAUGAGAAGAGGUCAAGCUGAUCAAGAGUCAAAUAAACUGCAUGCUGGGUUUACAUAAGUACAACAACAGACACAGAGAAAGUAAAUAAAUUAUGCUGGUGAACAUUUUUUUUUUUUUUUUUUUAAUUUUCACUUCUGCCUGUCAGUCUCUCGCCAUCAUUUUCUGUCUAUUGUCCCGGUGGAAAAUAAUGCAACUGUAGCCUUACAAACAGAAAAAAAAUGUUGCUUGGGCUUGACUUGAUAGCCAAACCACAUGGGUGCAAAUUCCCUGAGAGUCGAGGCCCUAGUCUGUUUCCCAGACCUUGCUUCAUGUAUCCUCUACUCUCUUUUCCCACAUUUCCUGUGCAUCUUCACUCCCACUAUCACAUAAAGGCAUAAAAUGCUCUUACUCCCAGAGUAAUUACUGCUAGAUUAAAAGUAGCUGUUUAGACUUUGAAUGUAUCCCGUAUGUAAUAAUAUAAUAAUGUUUCAGCCUUGAUGCCAUCAUCCAGCAAAUAGACCAAUUUAAUUAUUGUACUGCAUAAACAAUUUUGGAACUUCUUUUUAUUUAUUUUUUUAAGAUUUAGCUCUGCAUUUGUGUGUGUGUGUGAGCAGUUGCUUGUGUUUCAUAGAGAACAGCUUCAUCUGUCUCUCUGCCUUGCAAGGUAAAUGUAGGCGAAACGAGCAGUUGGUGUAAGUUGUAUGGGUUUAUUUCCUUUUGGAUGCAUGUUCUAUUAGGAUUUUUUCGUUAAUAUGCUCUAAUAUCUCGUGUGCACGCAUUUGUUAUACUGUAUUCAAAUAUGGUUUGCAUCAGUGACAGAGUAUUUCAUUCAGGUGAAAAUAGUGCUGAUUUUGCAGGAGGCACCCACGAGGCAAUGAAGGAGACUAGACUAUAAAGCACACAGUAAGACGUGGUACAGUUUCUAAUAUAUCGUAAUAGAACAGCUGCUGCAUAUGCUGCUCUGUGUGCCAGGAAAUUUGCAUUUCACUGCUUUAGAAAAGCAUUUAGUCUGUGUCGAAGUUGAGACGUUGUUGGCUGCUGACUAUUUGAUUUCUAGAACAACAUGUAAAAUGUUAGCUUGUGCCUCUUGCUUACCAACGUCUGAACCCAACAAUAAAUGAAUGAAUCAUGAAAACAGGGCUGAAGAUAAGUGCACUCAUGGGGAUGCUGCUACUUUUUUUCAGCAGUAUAGAAUGGGUGCAUGUGUUACUGCCUGCUUUAUUGCUAUACUCUGUCUGUGUUCUGUAAAUGCAACUUGUUCUCUCUGCAUGCUGCAAGUACAUAGGGCACUGUGACAAUACAACAUUUUGCUGUAA
This is a messenger RNA of Acanthochromis polyacanthus (spiny chromis), 2383 nucleotides long. RefSeq names its product transmembrane protein 235. The transcript is spliced from 4 exons. The coding region runs from base 350 to 985 and encodes 211 amino acids. The record is from RefSeq and is a predicted model, not a curated record. Gene Ontology annotation, cellular component: apical plasma membrane. Lineage: Eukaryota; Metazoa; Chordata; Actinopteri; Pomacentridae.